Salvelinus sp. IW2-2015 is the source of this 2531-nucleotide messenger RNA. Its product is annotated as heterogeneous nuclear ribonucleoprotein K. The record is from RefSeq and is a predicted model, not a curated record. Gene Ontology annotation, biological process: regulation of mRNA splicing, via spliceosome; regulation of transcription by RNA polymerase II. Gene Ontology annotation, molecular function: mRNA binding. Gene Ontology annotation, cellular component: nucleus; cytoplasm. Lineage: Eukaryota; Metazoa; Chordata; Actinopteri; Salmoniformes; Salmonidae.
UCGUGCCUGGCGUCAGCUAAUUUGUCGACCUCUUACAUGUCUUUGAAGACGUGUUGACUUUGAGAGACAACGGAUAUACCCAAUCUCGAACCUGACCUCUCAAAUCAGUGAAAGAAGACAGUAGACUGACUCCCUAUUUUGCUGUUUCACUGUAUUCGGAAGGUUUUGGUUGCUGACAAUUUCAGGACAAGAAAUUGCUGUGGAGAACGCGGUUUGGCUGGAGCAGAUCCACAGUGAGGAGCCUGUUCGCAUUUCACCGCUGGUGCAAGACAAUGGAGACAGAAAUCGAGCAGCAGGAAGAAGAGACCACUUUCAGCAACACUGACACUAACGGUAAACGCCCUGCCGAGGACAUGGAGGAGGAGCAGGCCUUCAAGCGCUCUCGCAACACUGAUGAGAUGGUGGAGCUGCGGGUACUGCUGCAGAGCAAAAAUGCUGGAGCUGUUAUCGGAAAGGGUGGCAAGAAUAUAAAAGCCUUACGCACAGACUACAAUGCCAGUGUAUCUGUCCCUGACAGCAGUGGCCCAGAGCGGAUCCUGAGUGUGAGUGCAGAUAUUGAGACUAUCGGAGAGAUUCUGCUGAAGAUUAUCCCUACUCUGGAAGAGUACCAGCAUUAUAACGGGAUUGAUUUUGACUGCGAGCUGCGUUUGCUGAUCCAUCAGAGUUUGGCUGGAGGCAUCAUUGGGGUGAAGGGUACCAAGAUAAAGGAGUUAAGAGAGAACACCCAGACUACCAUCAAGCUAUUCCAGGAGUGCUGUCCUCACUCCACUGACCGAGUGGUUCUGGUUGGAGGAAAGCCAGACCGUGUCGUCGAUUGCAUCAAAGUUAUCCUGGAGUUGGUAUCUGAGGCUCCUAUCAAAGGGCGCGCCCAGCCUUACGACCCCAACUUCUACGACGAGACAUACGACUACGGCGGCUUCACCAUGAUGUUCGAGGAGCGGGGCCGGCGGCCUAUGGGGGGGUUCUCCGUACGGGGCCGGGGUGGCUUUGAGCGCAUGCCCCCCGGCCGCGGCGGCCGACCCAUGCCCCCCUCCAGACGGGACUAUGACGACUUGAGCCCUCGCCGGGGACCGCCCCCUCCCCUGCCAACCAGAGGGCGUGGAGGGAGCCGAGCUCGAAACCUGCCCCUCCCCCUACCACCACCCCCAAGAGGAGGGGACCGGUUCUCUCAUCAGAGCUAUCACGGCAACAUGGACGACAGACCAAACAGCGACAGGAGAGGAAGACCAGGAGACCGCUACGACAGCAUGAGUGGUGGAUACGGUGACAACACUUCCUCGUGGGAGCCCUUUCAGUCUGGUGGCCGAGGGUCAUACAGUGACAUCGGGGGUCCCGUCAUUACGACACAAGUUACCAUCCCCAAGGAUCUGGCCGGCUCCAUCAUUGGGAAGGGCGGACAGCGGAUUAAGCAGAUCCGUCAUGAGUCGGGAGCGUCCAUCAAGAUCGACGAGCCACUAGAGGGCUCCGAGGACCGCAUCAUCACCAUCAAUGGAACACAGGACCAGAUCCAGAACGCCCAGUAUCUACUGCAGAACAGGCACGUGCUAGCACCCUUUCCUCGUCUCCGCUGAAAGCAGUAUGGUGGAAACCUAUUCAUCCCUGUCCCCUAUCCGUGUGUGAAGCAGUACUCUGGCCGGUUCUUCUAAAGAGGGAAGAAGAGCAAAUCUGCCAUGCCCGUUCGCUCCCUCUAUUCAGAGCCAACAUUCCUCUGCUUUGGGUAGUUAUGUGCCCCCCACCCGUCAUCUAACACCUUUUAAUAAGAAGUUUGGAAGUUCUCUCAAAGCUGUCGGAUGAGUGUAUCCCAGUAUUUUUUAUUUUUUUUGCCUUGCUUGUUUUUUGGGGGUUUUCUUUCUGGAUUAUUUUGCUGUUCUGUACUUGGAGUAAACUAACCUGUCUGUGUUCACUCUUGGCCUCCCCUGAGACGCUCCUCCUCCCAGUCAGUACAGCAUGCAGAAUGUAAUCUUGUUUUGUAAGAAACAUUUUAUGAUUUAAAAAAAAAAAUACAUUUCGUUUAUUUUUGCUUAUUUUUUCCCCCCGCUGAAAGAUAAGGGGCUGUAUAAAAAUGUACAGUUAUCGUGUCAUAGGAUGAAUAAGAGUGCUAGGAUUGUUUCAUUUUGUUGGGAGACUGAUAGGGCUAAAAAUAAAGUAUUGUUAAUUUUAAGUUUUCUACAUGAUUUCAGCUGGUUAACGGGGAGGGACUUGAUAUAAUUCCUUUAAUACAUAAUCAUUGACAUUUGGAUCCAUUUAGACUGGCUAAAGCCUGUUUUUUUUAAAUGUCGGUUUGUAAGCAUUUUUAACAUUUUAGAUGGGAUCUUUGUAGACACCAGUCAGUUUGGGAUGGGAAUGCAGCCUUUCUUUCCAUAUGAGUGGCAUGUCACCCCUGUUAAUCUCUACCUGUCUGUGGGGUGUAGUAUCUGCUGCAAGUCUGAGUAAUAAAGUCUGUGCCACCUUUUACUAAACAUGUGGGGGGAGGUUUUGUGUUAUUUUUCCAUAUUUCCUAGGUGAGAUAAAUAAAAUGGCAUUUUCUACAA